UUCUCUUUCAUGUCCACAACAAACCCCUCGCGAUCCUCCAUAAAAGAAAAAGCCUCCACUCAAAAACUUCUGCUCUCAUUCUCUGAAACCUCUUAAUCUUUGGAAAAUGCGUGAGAUUCUUCAUAUUCAGGGAGGCCAAUGCGGCAACCAGAUCGGUGCCAAGUUUUGGGAGGUGGUUUGUGCCGAGCACGGGAUAGAUUCCACGGGACGGUACCAAGGAGACAACGAGUUGCAACUGGAGCGCGUCAAUGUUUACUACAAUGAAGCGAGUUGCGGGAGGUUCGUUCCACGCGCCGUCCUUAUGGAUCUCGAGCCUGGUACUAUGGACAGUGUUAGAUCGGGGCCGUACGGGCAGAUUUUCAGACCCGACAACUUUGUUUUCGGGCAGUCCGGUGCGGGGAAUAACUGGGCCAAGGGUCAUUACACGGAAGGGGCUGAGUUGAUUGACUCAGUGCUUGAUGUGGUGAGGAAAGAAGCCGAGAACUGUGACUGCUUGCAGGGAUUUCAAGUAUGCCACUCAAUGGGAGGUGGAACUGGGUCAGGCAUGGGAACACUUCUCAUUUCCAAGAUCAGAGAAGAAUACCCAGACAGAAUGAUGCUCACCUUUUCUGUGUUCCCAUCCCCUAAGGUGUCUGACACUGUUGUUGAACCUUACAAUGCCACUCUCUCUGUUCACCAGCUUGUUGAGAAUGCAGAUGAAUGCAUGGUUUUGGAUAAUGAAGCUUUGUAUGAUAUUUGCUUCCGAACUCUCAAGCUCACCACUCCAAGCUUUGGAGACUUGAACCACCUGAUUUCUGCCACCAUGAGUGGGGUAACUUGCUGCCUCCGUUUCCCUGGUCAACUCAACUCAGAUCUGCGCAAGCUUGCUGUUAAUCUUAUUCCAUUCCCUCGGCUGCAUUUCUUCAUGGUUGGCUUUGCUCCACUUACAUCUCGAGGGUCCCAACAGUACAGGGCCCUUACUGUACCAGAGCUCACUCAACAAAUGUGGGAUGCCAAGAACAUGAUGUGUGCUGCCGAUCCUCGCCAUGGCCGAUACUUGACUGCUUCAGCCAUGUUCCGUGGCAAGAUGAGCACCAAGGAGGUUGAUGAACAGAUAAUUAAUGUGCAGAACAAGAACUCAUCCUACUUUGUGGAGUGGAUCCCCAAUAAUGUGAAGUCUACCGUUUGUGAUAUUCCUCCAACUGGUUUGAAGAUGGCCUCAACAUUCAUUGGAAACUCAACUUCAAUUCAGGAAAUGUUCCGGAGAGUCAGUGAGCAGUUCACAGCUAUGUUCCGUAGGAAGGCUUUCUUGCAUUGGUACACUGGAGAAGGUAUGGAUGAGAUGGAGUUUACUGAGGCUGAGAGCAACAUGAAUGAUCUGGUUUCUGAGUACCAACAAUACCAAGAUGCAACAGCUGAUGAGGAGGGGUAUGAAUAUGAGGAAGAGGAGGAUGAACUUCAGGACGACGCCUAAUAGUAGUGUGUUUGUUUCUGGCUUUUUGUUUGCUGCCUUAAUAUUGUGGAGUUCUUUUUUUUUUUACCUGAAUACCUUGUUUGGGUGUUUGGAUUGUGGUUAUGUGGCUAGUCUCCUGGCUUAUGGUUUUUGUUUGCUUAUGGUAGUUUAGAGAGUUUUGUUUACGAACAUCUUUACCAUCAAUAGUUGGUGAAUGCAUAUGGAUUUUCAACUUAAAUCAUUUGCAAUGGUUGUAUUGCAUGUUAUUUUUGGUAAUGUUAAUCUGCCUUGGUUGAAGAGAA
This is a messenger RNA of Theobroma cacao (cacao), 1734 nucleotides long. RefSeq names its product tubulin beta-1 chain. Gene Ontology annotation, molecular function: structural constituent of cytoskeleton; GTPase activity; GTP binding. Lineage: Eukaryota; Viridiplantae; Streptophyta; Magnoliopsida; Malvales; Malvaceae. Gene Ontology annotation, cellular component: microtubule. Gene Ontology annotation, biological process: microtubule-based process. The record is from RefSeq and is a predicted model, not a curated record.